UACUUGUACCGCACCACACCCUCUCUUCCUCUCUUUUGUUGUGCUCCUCUCCUCCUCUGCUGUACAUCUCUCUCUUAUCUCUCUCAGAAAAAUUGUUCUUCGUCCAGCCCCUCUUUUUUUUUCUCCCUCUCCCUGAGAAAAAAUAGUUUCUACCGGGCUUUGGGCCGCCGGAGCGAGCUUCUGGCCGCGCCCCACCGCCUGGGGUCUCCCGGCGCGGGCUGGAUCUGACGAGCUGCGGUGUUGGUUGCUUCUUCCUUCAAGGUUUCUUGCAAAUUUGGGUGAUCUUGAAAGCUCGUGAAGAAGGGGUUGUUGGCCAAGUAAAAGAUCCUGGAGCUGGCUUAAAGCGUUGUCCAUAAAAAAAUCAUGGGUGCUCUCUGCGAUUACUGUGGGGAGCAUAGGUCCAUGGUUUACUGCCGAUCCGAUGCAGCUUCUUUGUGCUUGUCAUGCGAUCGCAAUGUGCAUUCAGCUAAUGCUCUUUCUCGGCGCCAUACAAGAACUCUUCUAUGUGAUCGGUGUGCUUCACAGCCUGCUAUGGUCCGCUGCCUAGAAGAGAACACCUCACUUUGCCAAAAUUGUGACUGGAAUGGGCAUAGUGCUGGAUCCUCUGCUGCUGGACACAAAAGACAGAAUAUAAACUGCUAUUCAGGGUGCCCAUCAUCUGCAGAGCUUUCAAGAAUGUGGUCAUUCAUUUUGGAUAUUCCUAAUGUGGCUCCUGAGCUGAAUUGUGAGCAAGUAAUAAGCAUGAUGAGCAUCAGUGACAGUGCUGUCAGUAAUGGAGACAACGCGCAAGGGGACAACAGUUUGGUAGAUAUGGCUUGCGCAACACUUGAUGAAGAAGACAAACAAAAGUCUGUGAUAGGAUCAUCUUCUGAAGCUGCUCUGAACCUUCUUCCACCUGCUAAUAAUCAGACAGCUGUAUCUGUGGAUUCGACGACAGCUAAGUAUACGCCAGACAAACAUAUGUUCAGCAAGGACAGCAUAUAUGAAGAUUUCUCUAUGGAUGAUAUUGAUCUGAGUUACGAAAAUUAUGAAGAACUAUUUGGUAACUCUCAUAUUCAGACUGAGGAACUCUUUGAUGAUGCUGGCAUUGACAGUUACUUUGAACCUAAAGAAGCGACUGCUGUGAAUUCUGAUGAGCAGCCCAAGCCAAAGCAGCCGGCUGCUAGCAAUGCGUUAUCUGCUGACUCUGGGAUGUCAAAUCCAGCAGUAAAAGAAGAUGAUUCCAGUCUUUGUAUUCCUGUGAGGCAAGCUAUUUCCUAUUCUGGCUUUACUGGUGAGAGCAUUCCUGAAGAAUACCAAGACUGUGGUGUAUCACCAAUGCUCCUUAUGGGCGAGCCUCCUUGGCUUCCUCCUGGCCCUGAUGGGUCAUUUGCUGGAAUUAGAGACAGUGCUAUCACACGGUACAAGGAGAAGAAGAAAAGAAGAAAGUUUGACCACAAGAUCAGGUAUGAAUCUCGCAAGGCUAGGGCGGAUGUGAGAAAGAGAGUCAAGGGACGGUUUGUUAAGGCCGGUGAAGCGUAUGACUAUGAUCCGCUCGACACAAGGAGCUACUGAAUGCAGAAAAGCAUUGUGCUUAGAUUAGCAAUCUUAAACCAGUGCCUAUUGCAGCUGGG
This is a messenger RNA of Triticum aestivum (bread wheat), 1613 nucleotides long. Its product is annotated as zinc finger protein CONSTANS-LIKE 9. The transcript is spliced from 5 exons. NCBI's taxonomy places the organism in Eukaryota, Viridiplantae, Streptophyta, Magnoliopsida, Poales, Poaceae. The coding region runs from base 364 to 1554 and encodes 396 amino acids. Gene Ontology annotation, molecular function: protein binding; zinc ion binding. The record is from RefSeq and is a predicted model, not a curated record.